UGCUGCUAAGCGGGAGGGAGAGAUUUGGGGUUUCUGAAUUGCUCUUUGUUGCUGCUUUUGCAGAAUGAUACGGUGACCAUUCGGACGAGGAAGUUCAUGACGAACAGGCUGCUUCAGCGUAAGCAAAUGGUGAUUGAUGUCCUUCAUCCUGGAAAAGCCACAGUCCCCAAAACGGAGAUCCGUGAGAAGCUGGCCAAAAUGUACAAGACAACCCCAGAUGUCAUUUUUGUCUUUGGCUUCAGGACUCAUUUUGGGGGUGGGAAAACAACCGGCUUUGGCAUGAUCUAUGAUUCCCUGGACUACGCCAAGAAGAAUGAGCCGAAACACAGAUUGGCUAGGCACGGCCUGUAUGAAAAGAAAAAGACUUCUAGAAAACAGCGCAAAGAGCGUAAGAACAGGAUGAAGAAAGUCAGGGGCACAGCUAAAGCAAACGUUGGCGCUGGCAAGAAGUGAGCCGGCCGGAAGAUUUCACAGGUACGAAUAUCUCAGGUGUUGUUUUUCGGUCUGCACUUGCAACCUGCUUCCUUCCUGGUCCCGAAGACGGCCUGCGGUGAUACGGGUUUUCUGGGGGAAUGUUCCGGUUCAAAUUGAAAUAAAUGCUUGAAUAAUAGUAGCAGAAGAAGGUCGACUCCACCACGUACAAGCACUGGGGUUUGUCCGUGCUUCAUAGGCUACAUUUCGUCAUUCUGACAUGACUGAUUUACAGCACAGCAGCCCCGUAGGAAGGUAAAAUUUUCUGAUUUGGAAAAUUUUCAAGCUUCACAACACUGACUGCUGGACAUGAAUAUUCCUUGUCUUCUCUGCAGGGAAUUUCUCCUGUUCUGGGGUCAUUGUGAAACACUUCCAGUGGAGGAGUGGGGAAUCAAACCCACUUCGCCCAGAUAAGAGUCUGCACACUUAACCACUACACCAAACUGGCUGUGCUCCAUAGCUUACAGAGAGCUACAUUGGCAGCGAACCAUCCACAAAAAGAGCCACAUUUGCUUCCAUCUUGCAGUCAGCUGGUGGGAACAAAUUGCCAACUGCAGUGGACAAAGACUUUGCCCGCUUCCAGAAGAGCCACAGGUGGCUUAUGAGCCACUGAGUAAAUAUAGCUAAGGGAGAGCAAUGGGAGAGGGAAGGGAGGCAUGGCAAUGAGACAUUAAAAAGCAUGCAGAGUUGGAAGUGCCCUGUAGAGGCCUCUGCCCCAUCUCACUCCCCCUGAGUCACUGCCUGACUGACUACACGGCGCAAGCCAAGGGUUUUAUGCCUUCCUACCAGCAGACCGUCUUAGAUUAACUGUUGAGAACACAGAGGGAAUUCUGAGCUUUGCAGAACAAUGUUUGUUGCACGCGCAUCAGACUGACAUUCUUUUUUCUUUUCCUUACAGAACAGCUGAAUCAUCCUGGUGGAAAAUAUUUGCUAAUAUAGCAGCAGGUCUUCAAAUAAAUUUUAUAAAAACUGAA
Messenger RNA from Heteronotia binoei (common prickly gecko), 1445 nucleotides. It is a transcript of the gene RPS24, whose product is annotated as ribosomal protein S24. The transcript has 4 exons. Bases 97 to 453 code for a protein of 118 amino acids. Gene Ontology annotation, cellular component: ribosome. The record is from RefSeq and is a predicted model, not a curated record. Lineage: Eukaryota; Metazoa; Chordata; Lepidosauria; Squamata; Gekkonidae. Gene Ontology annotation, biological process: translation. Gene Ontology annotation, molecular function: structural constituent of ribosome.